This is a messenger RNA of Carcharodon carcharias (great white shark), 423 nucleotides long. RefSeq names its product microfibrillar-associated protein 2-like. Bases 1 to 360 code for a protein of 119 amino acids. Lineage: Eukaryota; Metazoa; Chordata; Chondrichthyes; Lamniformes; Lamnidae. Gene Ontology annotation, biological process: embryonic eye morphogenesis. The transcript has 3 exons. Gene Ontology annotation, cellular component: microfibril. The record is from RefSeq and is a predicted model, not a curated record.
AUGCCUCACCGGGUGGGGCCGCUGGUAGACACGGGAAUGGGGCUGAGUGGCCUGUUGCUGAGCGGGAAGGAUUGUGUGACCCUCUCGCCCCUCCCUGUUACAGAGUGCCGGGAGGAACGGUACCCGUGUACCCGCCUGUAUUCGGUCCACCAUCCACUGAAGCAGUGCGUCCACAGUCUGUGUUUCUACAGUCUGCGGAGGAUGUACGUGGUCAACAAGGAGAUCUGCAUGCGGACGGUCUGCCAGGAGGAAGAGAAGAUUAAAGCGGACCUCUGUCGGACUCAGUUUGGAUGGCCUCGGCGCUAUCGCAGGAACAAUGGGGUCCGACAGCGAAUUCGUUGCAAGGAUCUUGUUCCUUGAGCGCUGACGACGCCUGGGGGGGGUGGACAGGCUGCGAUGUGGGGGAGGGAGGUGGAGGCUGGG